AGGUCAGUUUCGUUUCUUGUUCCUGAUUUCAGUGAUGGCGGCUGCUGAUCUGAGAGCUGAGCUGAGCUGCUCCAUCUGUACGAGCAUUUAUACUGAUCCUGUAUCCCUGCCGUGUGGCCAUAACUUCUGCCAGGUCUGUAUUGGGACAACAUGGGACACCCAGGAGGAAACUUUCCAAGAAAAUCCUUCCUGCCCUGAAUGUAGAAAUAGAUUUAGUAGGAGACCUGAACUGACAACAGACUGGAAGCUGCGUGGCCUGGUGGAGAAAUUCUGUCUGACUGAGACUGAGCCGGGGGAGACUGGGAUCUUCUGCACCUACUGUGUCCUCUCUCCUGUACCUGCUGCUAAAUCCUGUCUCCUGUGUGAGGCUUCUCUGUGUGAGACCCACCUGAGGGGGCACAGCAAGUCAGCAGAACAUGUACUGACCCAACCCACCGACUCCUUUAUGGGGAGAAAAUGUUCUGUACAUCACAAGGUUCUGGAGUAUUACUGCUGUGAGGAGUCUGUCUGUAUCUGUGUGUCCUGCUGUCUGGCCGGAGAGCACAGGGGCCACAGGGUGGAGCUGCUGAGUGAGGCCUCUGAGAAGAAGAAAGAGACACUGAGGAAAGUUCUGGAGAAACUGAGGCCAGAGAGAGAGGAGACUGAGAGAGGAGCCCAGAGACUGCAGGAGCGCAGGAGAGAAGUGGCAGAAAAAGCAGCCGGUGAGAAAGAGAGAGUCACUGCCCUGUUUAGAGACAUCAGGGAACAGCUGGAAGCCCUAGAGAAGCGACUCCUGAGUAACAUCUCCAGCCAGAAAGAGAAGCUCACACUCACUGAUCUGAUGGAGCAGCUGGAAAUAAAGAAGGACGAGCUGUCCAGGAAGAUCCGUCACAUUGAGGAGCUGUGCAACAUGGCAGAUCCACUCACUGUCCUACAGGAACGGGAAUCACAUGGAGCUGCAGAUAAUGAGGGGGGCAGAGAGAGACAUGAUAUAAAGGUCCCUGCUGUAGGGGAUCUGGAUGUGGAUCUGAUCUCAGAGACAUUACUCACAGGCUUAGCUGCCAUUGUGACUGGGGUAAAGGGAAGGAUCUAUGGGCAGGAGGCUACAGACCUAUUACUGGAUAUAAACACGGCUCAUAAUCCUGUAUCUGUAUCAGGGGACAGGAAAUCUGCUUCCUACUCACUCACAGACCAGCGUCACCCACAAACCCCAGAGAGAUUUCAUGUUCCUCAGACUUUAAGCAGCAGGAGUUUCCCCUCAGGGCGACAUUACUGGGAAGUGGAGGUCAGUGAAUCGGGGAACUGGAGGGUAGGGGUGGCCUAUCCCAGUAUAGAGAGGAGAGGGGGUCAGUCCUUGAUUGGGAUUAAUAACAAGUCCUGGUGUUUGUGGAGAUGGAAUAAUAAAUAUACAGUGAGACAUGACAGUAAAGACACACAGUUACCCCACGUUCCUUCCUCCAGGAGAAUCAGGAUCUCAUUGGACUAUGAGGCCGGACGUCUGUCCUUUUAUGAGCUGAGUGAGCCAAUCAGACACUUACACACCUUCACUGCCACAUUCACUGAGCCCCUUCAUGCUGCAUUCUGUGUAUGGGGGGAUAAUGUCUGGGUGAGAAUCAUUAGUUAGGGAACUGCCCAACAGGAACCUCAUUGAGAGAACUGCCCUUAGCUCAGUGAUGGCAGGAAAGGAAAGGAGUUCAGGAGACACAUUGAUGUUGGGCAGUUCUCUAACCAUGACUGAACAGCCUUUGUAACUAAUACAUUCAGCUAAAUUCAAUGUCUGUCUCACCAGAAUAACAUGUAUUGCUUUUUACUUAAAAAUCUGAGUACAGGUCUGGCAUCCAUUAUCCAGAAAUCCAUUAUCCAGAAAGCUAUGAAUUAUGAAAAGGCCU
Xenopus laevis (African clawed frog) is the source of this 1868-nucleotide messenger RNA. Its product is annotated as E3 ubiquitin-protein ligase TRIM7. The transcript has a single exon. Lineage: Eukaryota; Metazoa; Chordata; Amphibia; Anura; Pipidae. Bases 35 to 1603 code for a protein of 522 amino acids. The record is from RefSeq and is a predicted model, not a curated record.